Anopheles moucheti is the source of this 3070-nucleotide messenger RNA. It is a transcript of the gene Gdh, whose product is annotated as glutamate dehydrogenase, mitochondrial. Gene Ontology annotation, molecular function: L-glutamate dehydrogenase (NAD+) activity. Gene Ontology annotation, biological process: L-glutamate catabolic process. The transcript is spliced from 7 exons. Gene Ontology annotation, cellular component: mitochondrion. The record is from RefSeq and is a predicted model, not a curated record. The coding region runs from base 174 to 1889 and encodes 571 amino acids. NCBI's taxonomy places the organism in Eukaryota, Metazoa, Arthropoda, Insecta, Diptera, Culicidae.
CGUCGUAUUCCAACGCAAACCGUGAAGAAGGAACGCGGUCUGUGCGGUUCUUCGUUCUCCCGUAGUCCUCCGGGUAGUUCAGCGUGUGUGCGCGCGCGUGUGUGUGUGUGGGGUUUUUGUUCGAAGUUUUCUAUCUAUUUUUCGCCAAGUGAAAGGUCUUAACCAGCAGCAACAUGUAUCACCUGAAGACGAUCGCUAAGAAUGCCACCAUCAAGCAGGAGGUGGCCACGCUGGUGAAGGCUGUUGCCGCCGUCCAGCAGCCGAUGGUCGCGAUGAACCAGCAGCAACCGAAGCGCACGUAUGCCGAGCACCAGAUCCCGGAGCGCCUGAAGGAUGUGUCGACCGCGGCCAACCCGCGCUUCUUCGACAUGGUCGAGUACUUCUUCCACCGGGCCUGCCAGAUCUGCGAGGACAAGCUGGUCGAGGACAUGAAGGGCCGCGCCUCCAUGGACGAGAAGAAGAAGAAGGUGAAGGGUAUUCUGAUGCUGAUGCAGCCGUGCGAUCAUAUCAUCGAGAUUGCAUUCCCACUGCGGCGCGAUUCCGGCGACUACGAGAUGAUCACCGGCUACCGUGCCCAGCACUGCACCCACCGUACUCCGACCAAGGGCGGUAUUCGUUUCUCGCUGGACGUAUCACGCGAUGAAGUGAAAGCCCUGUCCGCGCUGAUGACGUUCAAGUGCGCCUGUGUCGAUGUACCGUUCGGUGGCGCAAAGGCCGGCGUCAAGAUCGAUCCACGUAAGUACUCCGAGCAUGAGCUGGAGAAGAUUACCCGCCGUUUCGCGCUGGAACUGUCGAAGAAGGGUUUCAUUGGCCCGGGCAUCGAUGUGCCGGCCCCGGACAUGGGAACGGGUGAGCGUGAGAUGUCGUGGAUUGCCGAUACGUACGCCAAGACCAUCGGUCACCUGGACAUUAACGCGCACGCCUGCGUUACCGGCAAACCGAUCAAUCAGGGCGGUAUUCACGGACGUGUAUCCGCUACGGGUCGUGGUGUGUUCCACGGACUGGACAACUUCAUCAAGGAAGCGAACUACAUGGCUCAGAUCGGUACGACCCCCGGCUGGGGCGGCAAGACGUUCAUCGUCCAGGGCUUUGGUAAUGUCGGUCUGCACUCGUGCCGUUAUCUGACGCGUGCCGGAGCCACCUGCAUCGGUGUCAUUGAGCACGACGGAUCGAUCUUCAACCCGCAAGGUAUCGAUCCCAAGGCGCUGGAAGAUUACAAGAAUGAAAAGGGCACGAUCGUUGGCUACCCUGGUGCUCAGCCGUACGAGGGCGAAAACCUGAUGUACGAACAGUGCGAUAUCUUCAUUCCGGCUGCCGUCGAGAAGGUGAUCACUGCUGACAAUGCUGGACGAAUUAAUGCCAAGAUCAUUGCUGAAGCUGCCAACGGACCGACCACGCCUGCCGCCGACAAGAUCCUGAUCGAUCGCAACAUCCUCGUGAUUCCGGAUCUGUACAUCAACGCUGGUGGUGUGACGGUGUCGUUCUUCGAAUGGCUCAAGAACCUGAACCACGUCUCUUACGGUCGUCUGACGUUCAAGUACGAGCGUGAAUCGAACUACCAUCUGCUCGCCUCCAUUCAGCAAUCGUUGGAACGAUUCGUAUUUAGCGACGAAGAGAAAUCGGUACAGGCCUCGCUGGAACGUCGUUUCGGUAACGUCGGUGGCAAGAUCCCGGUAACGCCCUCGGAAGCAUUCCAGAAGCGCAUCUCGGGUGCCUCGGAAAAGGACAUCGUGCACUCCGGUUUGGAUUAUACGAUGGAGCGUUCAGCGCGCGCCAUCAUGAAGACGGCCAUGAAGUACAAUCUGGGCUUGGAUCUGCGCUCCGCCGCCUACGUCAACUCGAUCGAGAAGAUCUUCCAGACCUACCGUGAUGCCGGACUCGCCUUCUAAGCGCCACUCUUCCCCCGCAUGUCUGACCGAGCCAUCUCUCCACGCUCGAAUCGACCACCAACGCAAAUAGAAGCGCAUAGAGCAGUGAGCCAUGCAGAAACAAUUCGAUUUGAGACAACAACAGCCGCGCCAGCUAGCAGCAGCAGCAGCGAGUGAUGCGAAAAUUACCCGGACUAUCUAAUUCUACGCAGAUAUGCCUGCUAUCAGAUCGAAACGGAGGAACUCAGUUAAGCAGAACGUUAUUUCACGCAUUAGAAAUUUAAGGAUCCGUUUCCUUCCCUACCUCAUCGACGUGCCGAUGCGGAAUGCGCAAUGCAAGUGAUGACCCUCACCACACAAUCCUACCACACAUUCCAGUAACGAUUAGCAAAACCGUGAUGCCGUCUGUUGCAUCUCUCACACAUUCCAUUUUAGAUCUUAUGUUCGAUAGAAAAGUCGGUGACCCAUGGUGCUUUUGCUUAAUAUUAUGUACAUCUGCCCGCAGAUGAGGGCCUUCUUCUUUUGCGGCACCACUUCGAUAAGUUUUGUUUGCAUUUAUGUACUUACUACACUCAACAUCGUGCGAUGCAUUCCAACUUGACCAUGCAACGGUAUACCUGCGGUAGUAGUGCUACACGUUUGUCGCACGUGAUCGGUUUCGUACUGGGACGUCCAUUUGUACAACGCGAAAUGUAUACAUUCCUGCCCUCCCCUCCCCCUCCGACAGCUCGCCGGAGUCGACCGUGACGCCAGGAAAAUGAUCGGAAACCCGGGCCCAACUCAACAAACACGGCACACCAGUAUGUUUAGAUGUAGUGGUAAAAUUUUAACUAACAAUGCGCCCGUGCUAUGCUGUGCGGUACACGACUCCGGAAAGGGUUUCCAAUAGAUAAACAAAUGUAACCACCGGGCGCUGCCGUGUGGGCAUACCGAUGUACUACUGCUACUACUACCACUACACUCUACCACUGUGUUCUUAUCGAAGUAAAUUUUACAACUUCGCGCGCACUAUUCUAUCUACAUACACAGGCAAACAUUUAGCCCGCGUACCCCGGUUGGGAAUUGUAAGACCGGUGAACAAAUACUGCCGCCAAUGGCAAGCACUCAAACUAAGCAUAGCGAGCAAUCUUUAUCCCCAAAAAAAAAAACGUUUAACGGUACCAAUAGCUGACGCAACGCAAAACUGUACAACUUUCAAUAAA